Messenger RNA from Astrephomene gubernaculifera, 1356 nucleotides. NCBI's taxonomy places the organism in Eukaryota, Viridiplantae, Chlorophyta, Chlorophyceae, Chlamydomonadales, Astrephomenaceae. The record is from the annotation of a GenBank genome assembly.
CAGGGUCCCGUAGGAUGACCCCUGCUGCUGCUGGUGCUGCUGGCGGCGGCGGUGGUGGGGCCUCUGGCGGGGCCAGCAGCAGUGGCAUGCGGCCGCAGCAGCUGCCCCUCAACAGCUCGCUGUACGGCGGCACGUGGGAGGCUCUGUACGAGGACUCCUCCACGGGGCGGCAGUACACCCUGGAUGUGUCGUACGUCGUACUGUGUACGGGACUGUUCGCCACGCCCUUCAUUCCCUCCAUUCCGGGUCAGGAGCUGUACCGCGGCCUGCAGGUGCACUCGCGCGACUUCACUGACGCGGGGGUGGCGGCGGGCAAGCGGGUGUUGGUGGUGGGGGCGGGCAAGACGGCGGCGGACGUGGUGACGGAGCUGACGGCCACCUGCAGGGCGGCGGAGGUGACGCUGCUGUACAGGAGGCCCCACUGGCCGCUCCCCCGCUUCGUGGGCCCCGUGUCCCUCAAGUCGCUCGCCUACUGCCGCCUCACCUCGGCGGCACUGCUGCCCGCCUACUACAGCUGCGGACCCACGGGUCGCUGCGCCGCCGCCUGCCUGACCCCCCUGCGCAAGGCCUUCUGGGUGCGCUUCAUGUCGCGGGUGAACGCGGAGUUGAGGGUCAAGAAGACGUUGGGGGCGCCCGACCGGCCCAUUUGCCAGGACAUUUGGUACUCGGGCCAGGUGCUGGACGCCGCCAAGUGGCCCCGCGUGAUUCACAACCCCAAGGUCACCGCAAAGCAGGGCGAGGUGGCCUACUUCACGCCCGUGUCGGCGGUGCUGCGGGACGGCAGCGUGCUGCAGCCGGACGUGGUGCUGUACGCCACCGGCUACAGCAACCACUACACCUUCCUGCCCCCCGACCUGCGGGCCACCCUGGACGUGCAGCGGGACGGCCUCUACCUCUACCGCCACUGCCUGGCACCCGGGCUGUCCGGGCUGGCGUUCGUGGGGGCGGAGGUGACCACCUUCAACAACAUCCUCACCGCGGGGCUGCAGGCCGAGUGGCUGGCGGCGGCGCUGGCGGGUGCCGUACACCUGCCGCCGCCGCCCGCCAUGGCUGCUGACGUGGCGGCGCAGGUGGCGUGGCGGCGGCGCAUCAUGCCGCCGCACAAGCUGAGGGGCAGCAGCGUGAUGCUGUUCAUGCAGGCCUACCACGACCAGCUCCUCCGAGACAUGCGGCUGCCCCACCUGCGCAAGCGCCCCUCCUGGCGCCACCCGCUGGCCGAGUGCUUCGCGCCCUACACCGCACUCGACUACCGGGACGUAUUCGAGCAGCAGCACCUGCAGCACCACCAGCAGCACAAGCACCAGCACAAGCACCAGCAGCAGCACCAGCAGCAGCACCAGCCGCGGCCAACACCCC